AUGGCAACAGGAUUCGAGCUUCCUCAGAUGAGGUCGAUCUGGUUGGACGAAGAUCAAGAUGCUGAAAAAUUGUACGCGCAGCAGUUCAUGGGCUCAGAUGAAGAGGACUCUGUGGCAAUUAAAAUGGUUAACAGUGAUAAACCACUGCUUAACAAUAAGAAGAGAAUAGAGUUACCACCAUUGAGUAAGAACUCCAUGAUGAAAUGCUUCGAGACGUCACCAUCUGUUACUCCAAUGAAGAAGAAGAAAAGGAAGGGUCUUUUAGGCUUCUUUAAGGGAAAGGAGAUCGUGCAAGCAAAGAGGAUUUCGACCCCCUUUGCAUUCCAACACAUUUCCCAUGCUAACACGAAGGCUGGAUUUGAAUCUGAUCAAGAUGAUGGAGAGAAGGAGGAUAACUCACCCACGGUUCCAAUUGAGACUUCCGACAAACAAGGUCCAUUACACAAGGCUUUUGUCACACAGUCUAUACCGGAGGAGUACAAAGACACCAACAAAAUAUCCGAUAGAAAGAGAGCUUCAAUGAUAUCCAGAAGAUCGCUUUCCGGUUCUAUUUCUACACAUUCUUCUAAUAACUCAAGAUCGAGUGCUGGUCGCAUCGUAUCUAGCUCCACAAUGGCUACAUCAAUACAUCAUGAGUCAUCAUCAUCACCUUCGCGCCUUACAUUACUAAAUAUAAUGGAAAAGUCCAAUGGCAAGUUUAACGCGACAACAAGCGAUAAAGAGAGUAACGUUUCACUAGAUUUUUUGAAAAAUUAUAAUUUCCCAACUCUGCUAGAUCCAAAAACAGCAAACCAAGGGCCCCAUGAUUCAAACUCAAAUAUAACUCCUAUUAUAGAAGUCGCUGUAUCUGAGAUGAAUUCGAUUAAAAUCGAUGACCUCAAUAAUGAUGAUGAUGGAGAUAGUGAUGAAGAAGAAGAAGACUUGAGGAGCAUUCAUUCAUUACCUGUGGUUAACAAAACAAACUCUUAUCUAAAAUCGUCAAGGACACCAGAUAUCGAAAACGAAUGGUUUGGUGAGAAUACGAGAAAAUCCGUAGAUGAUAUAUUGUUAUGUUAUCACACUCCAAGCGAGAGUGGCUCAUUUGUUCAAUCGCCAUUUACAAGCCCAAAAAAAUCAAUCGUUUAA
Zygotorulaspora mrakii is the source of this 1125-nucleotide messenger RNA. It is a transcript of the gene GIC2, whose product is annotated as Gic2p. Lineage: Eukaryota; Fungi; Ascomycota; Saccharomycetes; Saccharomycetales; Saccharomycetaceae. The transcript has a single exon. The record is from RefSeq and is a predicted model, not a curated record. The coding region runs from base 1 to 1125 and encodes 374 amino acids.